AUGUCAUUGACUAAAAUAUUUUAUGUACCUGAACCUCUGAAACCUACUCCAAAUUAUCGUGAAAUUGUCAAAAAAUUAAUAGACUCUAGACAGGAGGAUAAAUAAAAAUUGGAUGAGUAUUUAGAUCACUUUCAACCAACAAUCGAUGAAACAAGAGAGAAACAAGAUUCUUAUCUUGGCAAAAGAUAUCGAUCUAUUUUAUAAGCUCUGGAGAGAGCCAAGAAUAACUUAAUUAAGUAUAAUUUAUCAUUAUUGGAAUUGCAAGAUAAAAUUGAAAAAAGUGUUGAAAUUAGAAAAGUACUUGAAGAUGUUAACAAUUAUAAAACAUAUAGUGAAGCAUUGACAGAGAAUAUCAAUAAGUUAUAAAAUCAAAUUUCUGAACAUACUACAAGAUGUAAGAAUCUCAAAAGAGUAAUUGAAUAUAAACAUGCAGCACUCAAUAAACAGAAUUCAAAGAACCUUGUUCUCUUAAGAGAAAUCAAUGCAGCCAGACAUCAAUAGAAAAAAUCAAAGAAAACAUCUGAUACUCAGAGAACCUAGUAUUAAACUACCUUUUAUCCAUAAAAACCACUAAGUCAAUCAAGUUAAAAGUAGGAAUAAUUAAUUGAUCCUUAAAUUGAUUAAAUAAAAUAUGAGAAUAAAUAAAUGAGAUACUAGUUAACAUCCUAUAGAAAUAACAAAUAUUUGAAAAUGGAUUUAUUUAAUGAAUGCAUGGAAGCCUAUAAAAAAUAUUUUUCAAAAUCUCAAAAAGUAGUGAAGAAUUCUGGUCUAUAACACUCUCUACUUUUCUAUAUACAAAAAGCUUAAUUCUCACUAUAAGAUAAUGUUGCUAAUAAUAGAUACAAUCAUAAGAACCUCAAAAGUGUAAUGGCAGGAAGGUAAAUUCGAAAUCUAGUUCAUGAUACUCUAAAAUCGAUGGCAGAAGUUAAAUAAAAUAAACAAAAUCCUUCCUUUGAUAAUUUACAGUUGGAAUGGGAAAUAUAUAAAGACUACAGUGCAAUGCAAAUUGUAGCUCUAAUGUGUUUGAAACCAAAGAUAUUUACUGAGUUGGCUUAAAUGUUUUAACAGGAAGUUUUACAUUGA
This is a messenger RNA of Paramecium tetraurelia, 1083 nucleotides long. RefSeq lists its product as uncharacterized. The transcript is spliced from 4 exons. NCBI's taxonomy places the organism in Eukaryota, Ciliophora, Oligohymenophorea, Peniculida, Parameciidae. The record is from RefSeq and is a predicted model, not a curated record.